UGCACAAUAAUCCUCUGGGGAGGGGGGGCAAUCCACUCUGCAAUUCACUCACCCGCCCGCUCACUCACGCUCUUUCUACCCGUUCAUAUUACCCUUUCACUACUCUACUCUAUCCUACCUACACUCUUUCACUCUCUUUCAUCCUCGCCGUCGCGAUCGAGUUGUUGUUGUCUGUCGUUCAUUCAUUCAUUCAUUCUUUUUCAAAGUCACCGACGCACGCAUCUCAACUGUUUUAUACACACGGUUCUGUCUUAUCCUCUUUGAUUUAGAGGAAGGAAGUUACCCUGUUGAUUGAUCGAUUACUUCUCGUCGCCGGAUCGUCGCUCAUUUUAUUGGAUUGUUACUGUACUGCGAAAAGAAGGGAAACAAUUCACCUCGACUACUACUACGUUCUGUGAACAGACACAAGUGUUCUUCCACCUUACCACGCCCGAUCCUUCUUAAAAGAGACAUUGUCUACGAGUUGUGUUCUGCGAACAUACACGACUAUCACAACCCAGGACUACAAUCCGUGUCCCAAAAACACACUCUCUCUUUCAAACCCCCCCACAAACCAUCACAAUGGUCCACCAACACCACCGUCACCUCCACGGCGCCCGCGACUUCAGCGACUUCCUCGACGACCUAGGAAACGCCGUCGGCCUGGGCAACAGCGAAGACAAAGCCGCAAAGCGCGAGGGCAGCACCCGCUACGUCUACGUUACCCAGUCCCCAACCUUCACCGACCCCGUCGCCGGCUACUCGACCUCCAUGCCCGGCAGCGGCGACACAUCCACCCCCGUCCUCGUCGACUCCUCCACGCCGAAGCCAACCCCCAAAUCCACCUCCACCCCCGCCAAGCCGACCACAACCGCGCAGAAGCCGAAGACGACGCCCACACCGACCGCCCUCUCGGGACUCCCCGAUUCAAUCGUCCCCAGCUCCACAGUCGGUACGUCUAACUCGGAAGUCCUCCUCGCCUCGCAGACAGAAGCAACCUCCGAAACCUCCACCCCAACAUUCUCCCCCUCCUCCACCCCCACCGCCAUCGCCGACAACGCCGCCUCCAGCGGCAUGACCGGCGGCGCCAAAGCCGGGUUGGCAAUCGGAAUCAUUGUCGUGAUCGCCGCCAUCCUCUCUCUAAUCUUCUUCUGUUUCCGCCAGCGCAAGAAGGCCGAGGAGCGCGAACGCAUGGACGACGAGAAAUUCACCAACGUCCCACCCCCCUCCGCCGCCGCCGCCGCUGGUGGUCCAGCAAGCAUGGCCGGCCUCAAGCGUCUUUCCACCGCGCCGAGAUUGGAUGUCCGUCCUACCACCGCAUUCUUCAUGCCCAACCGCGCGAGCCAGAUGCAGAACCCCAACGCCGCGAACGGGAACGGUAUCCAAAUGACCUCUCAAAACCGCGGCAUGGAGCAGAACCGCGCGAACCCCUUCGGAAACCACGCUGAAUCCAUCGACCCCGUCAACGCUGCCGGUCCCUCUGUCGUCAACGGCGUGUCCGCUGCUGGCGUCGUCGUCGCCGGCGCAGCGCCUGUUCGCAGCACCUCGAGGGGUGCGCAGAAUAAGUACAAUGGUAACAAAUCCGCGCAAUCUCCCUUCAGUGAUGCGGCGCGCACGGAUGGGAAUAGAGCUAUGAACACGAGUCAGCAGAUGCACAACACCGGUGUCAUGCCACAGCCGUUGGCGGGUGUGAUUGAGGAGUCUGGGAGUGGGCCGGUUUCGCCGACUUCGGCUGCGGCGGCGGUUGUUGGUGCGGGUGCGGUGACGACGAGUGGUGCGGCGAGUAAUACGAAUUUGUAUCGUGUGCAUCUCGAUUUCACGCCUUCGAUGCCGGAUGAGUUGAGGGUUAGGGCGGGAGAGAUUGUCAAGUUGUUGAAGGAGUUUGAUGAUGGAUGGUGCAUGUGCAUCAAAGAAGACGGCUCCUCCGAGGGCGUCCUCCCCCGAACAUGCAUCUCCAACUCCCCCAUCGCCGCCCGCCGCUCCCCCUCCAACAAAUCCGUACCCGGCCCCUUCCAGAAUGGUCAGCGCCGCCACUCCCCCACCAGCUCCAACGCUCCUCUUUAUCCUUCCAUCCAAAAUCAAGGUCCAAACCAACAGCAAGGCCAGCAGCAAGGACAGCAAGGUCCCAACCAAGGCCAAGGCAUGAACCAAAACCGCGCCGGACCACCAAUGAACGGCAACGGCCGCGGCCCACAAUACCGCCCUCAACAACAGGGACCGAAUGGGCAGGGACGACCACAGCAGGGACGUCCUCAGGGACCAAACCAACAGGGUGGACGACCGAUGUCUCCCGCUAUGUCAGCCAACGGCCGCAAUUCCCCGGGGCCAGGUAACUACGGUCCUGGUCCACAAUACCGCCCUCAACAAGGCCCUGGGCCAAUGUCGCCGCGUGGUCCUCCUCAACAGCAGCAGCAACAGCAAGCCCAGCAGGGUCAGAGACAGGGAUCGUCUAGCCCGCCUCCACAUGCUAUCUCACCCUCCUCCCCCUCGUCGUCCGCGGCGCAGGUGGGUAGUUCGAGUCCGGUAGCUGCGGCGGUGCCACUGCCUAGCAGUCCCGCCUUGUCGCAAGCCAGCAGUGGGUUCUCGAUCCCGGAGGUGACUAUUACUGCGCCUUCUGGACCGGCGCCGGUGGUGGUGGAGAGGAAACCGGUUGGUGGAGUUGGGAGGAAACCAGUUCCGGGGAAUUAGAUCCUGUUCUGUUCCGUGGGUGGUAGAUGGGCGGUGUUGAUGUUUUGAGAUGAUGGUGGUGGGAUGGGAGUUUUGUGGAUGGAUGAGGUGGUGGGAUGGAUGGUGUAUGGUGUUUACUCUUGUCGGCGUUGCUGACGUUUUCUUCUCUUACCCCCUUUUUUUUUGUUUGUUCCCCCGACACACAAGCUUUUUUCUUUCUUGUUCACUUUUUUUCAUGAUGUGGAUGUAUGGCUUUUUUACAGCUUUUCGUCGCGGCUUUUUGUCGCUCCUAUUUUUUCCAGAGAUGAUGUAUGUUCGAUUCUUGGGGAUGAGGGUUGUUUAAUGUUUUAUGUAUCUCGAUGAGUAGGGGGGGGGGGGGAGGUACUAUUUUACUUAUUUCUACGGGGAGAGAUGGGAUCAGAUGGGUAGCGUGAGAUAGGGAUCUUACGGUCUCUUAUCUCCCUACUCUCGUCUGGAUCUCGGGAAGAGGCUGGGGACCUUAUUUACCUUACUUUUUCGUUCUUGGGGAUGGCUUGGCUUUGGGGAUGGCUUUUUAUUUGCUGUGUUGUGGGGGGGAAAAGGGGGGAGAAGAGAAGAAGAGAUGGGGGAGUAGGAGAG
Pseudogymnoascus verrucosus is the source of this 3264-nucleotide messenger RNA. RefSeq lists its product as uncharacterized. The coding region runs from base 562 to 2667 and encodes 701 amino acids. The record is from RefSeq and is a predicted model, not a curated record. The transcript is spliced from 2 exons. Lineage: Eukaryota; Fungi; Ascomycota; Leotiomycetes; Thelebolales; Thelebolaceae. Gene Ontology annotation, molecular function: protein binding.